AUGUUGAAAAUUCAGUGUAAAAAACUAAAAAGUACUAUAAACCAACAAGAAUUAUCGAUUAUGGCCGUUAAUAAUAUGGCGGCGUUAUUUCGAGUUUCACCGCUGGUUCGUAGUUAUUCCCUCUCCCUCCACCGCCACUCCCGUAAUCUAGCUUUCCUUCCGGUGCAACACCACCGCAUCAUUCCGGCUCGCCUGCAAUCCUCGGCUGCCGGUGCCACCAACUCCGGCUACAAGCGCCUCUUACAACCAGUAGCGUCACUCUCCCCGCUCUACACCCUCAAGCCCUACCUCCGCUCCGAAUUGCGACCCAUCCUCUCCGGUUGGGUGUGCGGCGCAAUUUCAGUCUACUCUCUCACCCAAAUUGUGCCCAAGGUGGGGACAUUGUCGUCCACAAUCCCCACGUUAGAUGCCUUGACUCUCCGCAACCAGGCCGUGGGCUUGGGAGUUCUCCUUUUGGUUCGAAUUGUCGCGAGCUACUUGCAACAGGCGUUUUUAUGGGACGCUGCGCUGAAUUGCGCAUACAAGAUUAGGAUUUUUGUGUAUGAUAAGGUUUUACAGAGGGAGUUAAGUCUUUUUGAGGGUGAGAAUGGAGCUUCUGCUGGAGAUGUUGCUUACAGGUUAACUGCAGAGGCCUCUGAUGUAGCGGAUACUGUCCACUCGGUCUUAAAUACCACUGUGCCCAGCUUUAUGCAGUUAUUUGCAAUGGGUGCUCAGAUGAUACUGAUCAGUCCAAUGCUGUCCUUGAUAACGGCUUUGGUGAUUCCUUCAAUGGCGCUUGUUGUUGGAUACCUUGGUGAAAAGCUUCGUGGGAUAUCCAACAAAGCACAUCUCAGCACUGCUGCGUUGUCAGCCUAUCUGAACGAGGUUCUGCCAUCAUUUCUUUUUGUGAAGGCAAAUAAUGCAGAACUCUGUGAAAAUAUUAGGUUUCAGUUGCUUGCUUCUGCUGACCUCUCUGCUACAUUAGAAAAGAAAAAGAUGAAGGUCUUAAUUCCUCAUAUAGUGCAAGCGAUUUAUUUUGGCCUACUGUUCACACUUUGUACUGGCUCGGCGGUAGUCUCAAGAGGUUCCUUUGACUUCUCGGCAAUGGUUUCUUUCAUAACAUCAUUGUACCUGUUGAUAGAGCCAAUCCAGGGUAUAGGAAAGGCAUACAAUGAGCUAAAACAAGGAGAGCCAGCUAUAGAACGCUUAUUUACUUUGACGAGGUUCACAUCUCAGGUGAUUGAGCUGCCAGAUUCUGUUGUUUUGGACCACAUCAAUGGAGAAGUGAAGUUUUCUGGUGUCUCCUUUAAAUACGUUGAAAGCACACACUCUGUGUUGAAUAAGGUGGAUUUUCACAUUAAAGCUGGAGAAACUAUUGCUCUUGUUGGACCAUCAGGUGGAGGAAAGACAACAAUUGCAAAACUUCUUCUUCGACUAUACGAUCCUCUUUGUGGUUGCAUAUUUAUAGAUGGCCAUGAUAUUCGAAAAAUACAGUUGGAGAAUUUGAGGAGACACAUUGGCCUCGUCUCUCAAGACACAAUGCUCUUCUCAGGGACAGUUGCUGAAAAUAUAGGGUACAGGGAUUUAAUGGCUGAUAUUGACAUGGAGAAGGUUGAAUUUGCUGCUAAAACUGCAAAUGCAGAUGAAUUCAUUGAAACACUGCCAGAUCGCUAUCAAACCAACAUUGGACCCAGAGGUUCAAUAUUAAGUGGAGGCCAAAAGCAAAGGCUAGCUAUAGCAAGAGCAAUUUAUCAGAACCCAUCCAUUUUGAUUCUGGAUGAAGCCACUUCUGCUUUAGACAGUAGGUCCGAGCUACUUGUUAGACAAGCUUUGGAACGUCUGACAGAAAACCGCACUGUGCUGGUAAUUGCCCAUCGUCUGGAAACGGUUCUCAUGGCGAAGAGAAUCUUACAUUUGAAUGAUGGUAAACUGGAAGAGCUAAGUCGGUCAUCUGUCCUAGCUGCUCAACGCUCAUCAUCACUAGCAUCAAUGUCUAUCGUAAUUUGA
Oldenlandia corymbosa var. corymbosa is the source of this 1986-nucleotide messenger RNA. NCBI's taxonomy places the organism in Eukaryota, Viridiplantae, Streptophyta, Magnoliopsida, Gentianales, Rubiaceae. The record is from the annotation of a GenBank genome assembly.